Cuscuta campestris is the source of this 1449-nucleotide messenger RNA. Lineage: Eukaryota; Viridiplantae; Streptophyta; Magnoliopsida; Solanales; Convolvulaceae. The record is from the annotation of a GenBank genome assembly.
CUCUUCUCUCAAUCUCCUUAUCUCAUCAUCUCGAGGGUCCCACAUAGAGCUAGUUCUAGCAUGUCUUGCGUACUAGCAUGCAUUCACGGUAGGCUCCGUGCGAGAUCUCCAACACAAUGAACACGGUUCUUGGCAUCAUGUCCUCCGACUGUAAAUAUAAAAAACUCGUCAGCCUUCUCUCUCUCUCUCUCUCUCUCCGGGAGUCGGGGUCGGAGACAUGCUGACAUACGCCACCAUCCAAGCGGCACAGGACGCCCUGAAGCGGCCACUCACGGCGGCGGAGACAAUCUGGUUCAAUUACACUGCUACCAAAUCUGAUUACCUUCUCUACUGCCACAAUAUCCUCUUCCUCUUCCUCAUCUUCUCUUUGGUCCCGCUCUACUACCUCUUCCUCGAGUUUUUCCUGAAGAAUUCUAUCCGUUGCUACAAGAUCCAGCCGAAAGCCAAUCUCACCAUCUCGGACGCCUUCCGCUGCUACAAAUCCGUCAUGCGCAUGUUCGUCCUGGUCGUCGGCCCUCUCCAAUUGCUGUCUUACCCCUCCAUCAAAAUGGUCGGGAUCCGGACGAGCUUGCCCUUGCCAUCGAUAUGGGAAAUUGUGACCCAAUUGGCUGUGUAUUUCUUAGUGGAGGACUAUACCAAUUACUGGAUUCAUAGGCUUUUGCAUUGCAAAUGGGGGUACGAUAAGAUUCACAAGGUUCACCACGAGUACACAGCUCCAAUAGGAUAUGCAGCGCCAUAUGCGCACUGGGCGGAGAUUUUGAUCCUUGGGAUCCCGUCUUUUCUCGGGCCCGCCAUGGUCCCAGGUCACAUGAUUACCUUUUGGUUGUGGAUUGUGCUGAGACAGAUAGAGGCAAUUGAGACGCACAGUGGGUAUGACUUUCCUUGGACUCCCACAAAAUACAUUCCUUUUUAUGGUGGCCCAGAUUACCAUGACUAUCAUCAUUAUGUUGGUGGUCUCAGUCAAAGCAAUUUUGCUUCAGUGUUCACUUAUUGUGAUUACAUCUACGGAACUGACAAGGGCUACCGCUAUCAUAAGAAUGUCCUUCAGCAGUUACGAGAAGGCUCCAAACUCAGCCAAGAACAAAAGAAACUUUCACACAGCACUGGAGAAGACCUCAAAGCUGACUAGAUUUGGAACUCUGCAUGCCACUUGCAUAGACUUGUGACGCUGGCCGUUGUUCUUGGUGCGCUCAUGUCAUCAUCAUUGAUUUAAUUUGAGAAUUGUAGUUGUGCUGGUGGUACAAUCUUUGAUUUAUUAAUUUAUUUUUUAAACCGUGCACGAUCUAGGACAAAAUUUCGUGUUGGUGUUUAUAUUUGGUAGAGUGAUCCCUCUUUUGGCAUGUGAAUUGUUGUCACGACAGAAAUAAAUAAACCAUUCGUUUCUGAUGUGGUUGGGCUGGAAAAUAUGAAACUAUUGGAGCUAGUGUUGCGUUCUUUUAACCAACCCAU